AUGAAGGGGGAGAGGAGUAGAGGGAAGGAGCAUUCCAGCAAAGAAAGAGGGGCAGAAGAAGGGGACGGAAAGGAAUACCAGGUCAGCAUCAGAAGGGCAGGAGUAGCCGAGGAGAAAAGGGAGAGGGAAGGAGCAAGGGCGGGGGAAGAAGCCCAAAGCAAGAGGACCGAAGUAGAGAACCAAGUCUUUAAGAUGCUGGUACAGCUUACCAGGCCUAAAAAGGUCAUUCAGCUUUGCAGCCUCUCCUUUGACAGUAUAGGCAUCAUGCUUGACUGUUUACCCGAUGAUGGUUGCCUGGUCAAUUUCGAAUCUGAACAUUCUCCGUACAAAUGUUUUGCUCACGAUAAAAAAAUACAUAAACGAAAAGGAAGAAAAGAGGACAUUUUGAAGGAGUUGGCCGCUUUGGGCGAGCAAUACGACAUGGUGUUUAUUGACGCUACGGAGGAGAAUCCUAUAAACUAUUACAACCUGAUUAUGAGCGGCAAUAUGCUAAGGAUGAACGGUGUGAUCUGCGUACAAAACGCUUCUACGAGCAGCCGGGAAGGCAUCGAUGAUGAGAUGGGAUUUAUGUCCAGGGAAAUGACAGAUGUAAUUAAGGCAGACGCCAGAGUGGAGCAGGUGGAAUUACCGUCAGACUGUGGAAUUUUUAUUGUAAGACGAAUACCUGUCUCUCAAACCACUGAUCCUUUGGGCUUUGACUCGACACGUUUCGCUGGCAUACAUUCUGUUGCCAUGGCAGCCGAUAUUAGCAAAGAAGAAGAUGUGAAGAGAAUGGUGGACGCGAUUGUGGCUAAUUGGGGGAGAGUUGACAUUGCGUGUAAUAACGCGGGAAUUAACAUGAAUUCGGCGAGCGAAGAUACCACCCUGGAGGAAUGGGACAAAACGUUUAACGUCAACCUGCGUGGCCUCUUCAUAUGUUGUCAGGCUGCAGGCCGUGUAAUGCUGAGUCAGGGCUAUGGGAAGAUAAUUAACACGGCGUCCAUGGCAAGUUUAAUAGUUCCUCACCCCCAGAAGCAGUUAGCCUAUAACACCUCAAAAGCCGGUGUGGUGAAAUUAACACAGACGCUGGGAACGGAAUGGAUUGACAGAGGAGUGAGGGUCAACUGCAUCUCCCCGGGAAUUGUAGACACUCCUCUCAUCCAUUCAGAAGCACUCAAGCCUCUUGUAACACGUUGGUUGGCUGACAUCCCCGCUGGAAGACUGGCACAAGUGACAGAUUUGCAGGCCGCCGUGGUGUAUUUGGCAUCUGAAGCUUCUGACUACAUGACUGGCCACAAUUUAGUCAUUGAUGGAGGCCAGAGCCUCUGGUAGAGAAAUGGUACCACCAGAGAAAGACCAUAAACAUGGACAUUGGGUAGUAGU
Molecule: messenger RNA, 1362 nt
Organism: Nanorana parkeri
Lineage: Eukaryota; Metazoa; Chordata; Amphibia; Anura; Dicroglossidae
Product: short-chain dehydrogenase reductase 5-like
Exons: 9
Coding region: 1-1311 (436 amino acids)
Molecular function (GO): O-methyltransferase activity; oxidoreductase activity, acting on the CH-OH group of donors, NAD or NADP as acceptor
Source: RefSeq, a predicted model, not a curated record